AUGAACGACUCUCCGCAACGAACUCCGAAUAUUCCGAGAUACCCGAACGCGCCGAGAACGGAGGCUGUAGCAACUCAGCCGCCAGAUCUGAAGAGCAUACUGCGCCCAUGCCAAACAUGCAUCAAGCGCGGUCACUCUGACCUCUGCUUCUACGACCAACCUCGGGCGUCAUCCAGUCCAACUCCGCAACCUCACCAACCAGAACUACAGGCUACAACAGGCACUAGCCACGGUAGCAACAAUGCAACACAGCCUAGGCGCCCCAUCAGUCGCGAUGGUAGUGUAUCUAACGCGAGUCCGUCCUUGCUAGGUGACAACUCCAUUAUCUCGGUAGCACGACCAGAUACUACCCAACCUCAUGCCAACAAUGAGCGUCGCACCGCGUUUGAAACAGGAAUUCUUCCUCUUCUCGGUAUGGAUGGCGCUUCCGAUGGCGGACGUGGCACCCCUGCAGGACGCUUAGAAACGACCCUGGCUGUUGACCAAGACAUGAUUUCUCUGUUUGGCUUCUAUCGAGAUCGAGUUCACCCUUUUCAGUUCGUCCUUGACGAUCUCACCGAGAUCGAGAAGCUCAUAUGUUCUCUGCUGAAUCACGAAGUGCAAGCACAUCAGAUGGACAACCACAGCCUUUGUCUUCUCCAUGCUAUAAUGGCGGCUGGGGCUCAGUUCUCGGAUUUACCGAUUGCUACACGACUAUCCAAGUCCAGUCAAAAUUUGCAAUCCGCUCUCAAGUAUUUGGGGUCAUUUGAUCUGUUAUGGAAUCCUUCCAAGAGACUGGUCCAAGCAUUGCUCAUUCUUGGUCAUGUUUUACAAAAUAACAUGAAUCCUCGUGCAGCUUGGAUCCUAGGUGGCACCACGGUUCGAGUUGCGCUAUCCGUUGGCCUCCAUCAGCCUAUUAACCACUGUGCUCUUCGUCUCUCGCCUGCAGAAGCGCAGCAGUUAAGACCCCCAGCAUCCCAUGAAAUGGACCUCGUUUCAGACCUCCCAGCUCUGGUAUCGCUAGAUCCAACUAGCCAGCGUCUUAACUACCGACAGGCUAUGAACUGGCUAUGCCACCUGAGCUUCAGACAUCUCCCAAGACUCCCCCAGACAGAACCGGUCAGGAACUAUGGCCGGCUCUUUCAUGACUUCGACGAUUAUGAGUCUUCUCUAGCUCGUCAUCUACAAGAUUCGCAGUCCUCUACUUCGAUCCAAGAGCUACAGGAACAUUACAGCCUGAUUGUACACCGCUACUUUCUUCUCUCUACCCUCUGCCGCCCUGUACUAUCCUCACAGAACAAAGGAAAGUUUAGUGAAGAAGAAUCGUCUGUGAUCUUGAACCACUUUCAAGGCGCUUUGAAACGAAGUGUUAGUGCUUUCAUCAAGCUACGCUCAAUCUCGAAUCUUGCAACACGCUCAUGGGCCUUCGUUCACAAUGGUCUUGCAUCAGCUCUCUUGUUGAGCUUUAUCCGGCAAGGGUCUGACGCUCAAGAUCAAGAUUCCCAAGAAAUACUAGCUGAGCUAGUAAAAACGCUAACUGAGCGCAGCGACGAUGUUGGGCAGUUCUCUGCGGCGCACAAGAAAGCUCUCAGGGCGAUUCAAGCUCUACAACGAUCGUCAGUGGAGGAGACCAGAUGCCAAAGUGAGAAUUCAUCGCAAGAACAUCAUCCGAUAGCGUUUUCUUCAGAAAACAUGACUAUUUCACCAGAGCACUUCGGUAAUACUCAAGAACAAAGUAUGGCCAACCUGGAUGAUUGGCUUCGAGACUUUGACUUUGACGCAUUCUCUCCCCUUGAAUCAUACAAUUUCAUCAUGUCGGACCAGGUACCACAAGAUUUCGGUCUCUAG
This is a messenger RNA of Fusarium tjaetaba, 1827 nucleotides long. RefSeq lists its product as uncharacterized. The record is from RefSeq and is a predicted model, not a curated record. NCBI's taxonomy places the organism in Eukaryota, Fungi, Ascomycota, Sordariomycetes, Hypocreales, Nectriaceae. Gene Ontology annotation, biological process: DNA-templated transcription. Bases 1 to 1827 code for a protein of 608 amino acids. Gene Ontology annotation, molecular function: DNA binding; zinc ion binding; carboxy-lyase activity. The transcript is spliced from 5 exons.